Messenger RNA from Mugil cephalus (flathead mullet), 1214 nucleotides. Its product is annotated as T-cell ecto-ADP-ribosyltransferase 1-like. NCBI's taxonomy places the organism in Eukaryota, Metazoa, Chordata, Actinopteri, Mugiliformes, Mugilidae. Bases 198 to 1181 code for a protein of 327 amino acids. Gene Ontology annotation, molecular function: NAD+-protein-arginine ADP-ribosyltransferase activity; NAD+ poly-ADP-ribosyltransferase activity. The record is from RefSeq and is a predicted model, not a curated record. The transcript is spliced from 4 exons.
GAGCCAGUAUGAAGCAAAGUUGUACCUGUUGAUCCAGUGAGGUGGAGCUUCCUGACGGAAACACAGUUCUGCAACAGCGCUUUUAACACUGCUGAAACUUUGUUUAUGGCGCUAUUAAACACCCUCGGAAGGACAAAGGUGGGCCAAAACAAUCAGGCAUCACCAUUUCCUGGAGUUGCUGGAGAGCGUCAGUAAGUAUGAAGUCUGAGAAACUGAGAAACUGGGCCAUGCUGUGCGUCCUGCUGGUGGUGGCGGUCCUUUCAUAUGCUGACCCAUUUCAGAUACUGAAGCGGCCUAAGAGUGAGUUUGGCGGUUUACCUCUGGACAUGGCUCCAUAUUCCAUUGAUGACAUGUUUGAUGGUUGCAGGUCUGCAGCAGCCUCUAUGAUUGACAUGUUUGGUGUGUUUGAGUGGCACUACAAUAGAAAAUUCAGUUUUGCCUGGGCUUUAUCUGAAAGAGAAGCAAAGAAACCUUUGAACAUGCACCUGACAGAAGACCAUGCCAUAGUUUUACACAUGUUCUCAAAAGCAAAUCGCAUCCGACAAGACUUCAACCAAGCAGUGAAAAGGGGAAAACACAAAUACAGCACAGGUGGAUUUAAGUUCCACUACUUCUACUACUACUUGACUGAUGCCAUUCAAAUCCUGCGUCACAAUGAGACGUCGUGCAGAACCACCUAUCACAGGACAUGGAAGCACUUUAAGCGAGAUGUCAUCAACACAAACAUGCGUUUUGGUGCUUUCACCUGGGCAGCGUCAAACAAGCACUCAUUGGUGUUCAACGGCAAUGUUUCCUGUUUUGAGAUCUACACCUGCUUUGGUGCUGAUAUAACAUACUACUCCUACAUAAAACAAAAGGAACAGGUGCUCAUUCCUCCCUAUGAGGUUUUCAAAGUCACAGACGUUGUGACCAGCGAGCCAUGGUGCAGUGUGGUCUACAAGCUACAGAGUACCAAAACACCAAAGGGGGAUGUCAACUGUCGACUGAACCAAAGACUGAUGGCGGCAUAUUUUGGAAUUGGUUCAACACAGUGGCAAUACAGUGUUGGGCUGAUGUCAGCAUGCGGGACACUGUUGAUAAUAAGUUCUUUAGUCCUGAUAAAACGCAAGCAGAAGUGUUUUGUGGCUGUGGUGCUGGCACCUCUGCUGGUGCUGGCAGUCACUGCAGUAAUGUUGACUUGAUCAGCAAAUAAAAGAGACCUGAUGAUGUGACAA